AUGUCUAAAAUUUCGGGAACAAGUAAAGAAUUACGUAUAACUCGACACUGCGAACUAAAUAGAUUUGUUGCUCUUGUUGAUCAGAGAGCAAAACAUUCGUCAGGCCUAGCAAUUCACCAAGAUAUUAUCCCAUGUAAAACCGAUUUUCAAAAUAAAAAUCAAAAUAAAGUCGCAAACAUCGAGAAAUCAAAAUAUUAUCGCCAAGCAGAGGAAAAUUAUAAGAAUAGAGGCAAACCAAAUCCCGAUUUGAUUAGAAAUAUUAAUGCUAAGAAAGAAGCAAGUGAAAAAACAAAGAAAAAUCUUAAACAAUACCAACGCAAAUUGCUCCAAGGAACAAAAACAGUCCAAUCUUUCGAAGUGGCAUCUCAACAGCCAGAUGCAAGAACUCUUGCAAUAAUUCGUCACCUAUAUCUUGUAGGUGCUCUCCCAGAAAACUUACAAUUUAAUUAA
Messenger RNA from Trichomonas vaginalis G3, 450 nucleotides. RefSeq lists its product as uncharacterized. The coding region runs from base 1 to 450 and encodes 149 amino acids. The record is from RefSeq and is a predicted model, not a curated record. NCBI's taxonomy places the organism in Eukaryota, Parabasalia, Trichomonadida, Trichomonadidae. The transcript has a single exon.